AUGAACUCUGAUGUCAUCACGGCCCUGAAGCACAGGGGCCUCUACAUUAGGACCGGACACUGGCCCUGGGUUCAGGAUGAGCUGGACUCAGACCCUCAGACUCAGACCCUCAGACUCAGACCCUCAGACUCAGACCCUGAGACUCAGACCCUGAGACUCAGACCCUCAGACUCAGACCCUGAGACUCAGACCCUCAGACUCAGACCCUCAGACUCAGACUCUGAGACUCAGACCCUGAGACUCAGACCCUGA
This is a messenger RNA of Knipowitschia caucasica, 252 nucleotides long. NCBI's taxonomy places the organism in Eukaryota, Metazoa, Chordata, Actinopteri, Gobiiformes, Gobiidae. The record is from the annotation of a GenBank genome assembly.